Acanthoscelides obtectus is the source of this 861-nucleotide messenger RNA. NCBI's taxonomy places the organism in Eukaryota, Metazoa, Arthropoda, Insecta, Coleoptera, Chrysomelidae. The record is from the annotation of a GenBank genome assembly.
AUGGAGGCAGCACCACCUCCAAGAGCCCCGAGUAUAGGUAGAAGUAAAGGUAGAAAGCCACCUGUUUUCGGUAGAGGCAGAAUCCGCAAACGUCGCUUGGAACGUUGCGAUUUUGACACAUUCUCUAACCUUCCCAAGCACUCUAUUCUACAAGACGUUUCCGGGAUAGAAGAAUCACGUCCCGAUGCUACAGUACUAGAACGAGAACGUGAUGUUGACGAGCAAAUGAUUGCUCACACACGGGAAGAGUUUCGGCGCCUAAGCAAAACACCUGGUUAUCAAAGUUAUUUGGAACAGUUCCAUCCAUUACCUCGUCAAUAUAUCGAUGAGUCUAUACGGGGGGAUGAAGAGAAUUUUGAUCGAUAUCACGGUAUAACACACGAUUGGAUCGGCGAAAAAUUAAAAUUGGGGAAUACCCCAAUAACCCUCGAGGAGUCGGAUCUAAUCUUAGACAAUAUCAGAUAUCCAGAAACGCCAGGUCUGUACGAGUUGUUGUUCAAGAAAGACCCUCGUGGAUAUAAUCAGACCUAUCUGGAGCACUACAUGGAUAUGCUAAAACGGACCAAUGCAUAUCGACCAUCUAAACUAUUCAGCGUAUGUGUGGUACCCAUUUAUUCCAACACAUUCAGCACAUUCUUUUACACAUUUGGUGAAAAUAGUAGGGACUAUAUCGUUCCUGUGACCGGGAUAGUUGAUAGUAUAAAUAUACCUCCCAAAAUAAGAGUGAAAUGUGGUCAAAGUGAUGUCAAAGUCGACACACACCUGUCGAAAGGGGAUAUUCUGAACUUCUAUUCAUCUCAUGAACCAAAACCUGACCUUAUAGGUAAUAUCGUGAUGCGCUGUCCAAUCAUACAAGAAUGA